Didymosphaeria variabile is the source of this 201-nucleotide messenger RNA. RefSeq lists its product as uncharacterized. NCBI's taxonomy places the organism in Eukaryota, Fungi, Ascomycota, Dothideomycetes, Pleosporales, Didymosphaeriaceae. The coding region runs from base 1 to 201 and encodes 66 amino acids. The record is from RefSeq and is a predicted model, not a curated record. The transcript has 2 exons.
AUGGCACCUGAUGGCGCCUCUGCCAUUGACAAAGACCAAGAGCCCAAGUUGGAGAAUCCAAAUCCAGAGAUUCCCGACUCAAACGAUGUCAACAAGAAGCAUAAAGUCCUGGACGUGUUUCCGAAGAGAUUUAUGGAGAUGUUUAUCGCGAACAAGCGGGAUGAUAUGAUAUAUGAGGGGAAAUUGCUGCUGAAGCGAUGA